Hypanus sabinus (Atlantic stingray) is the source of this 9340-nucleotide messenger RNA. RefSeq names its product EBNA1 binding protein 2 (gene ebna1bp2). Gene Ontology annotation, biological process: ribosomal large subunit biogenesis; rRNA processing. Bases 63 to 1004 code for a protein of 313 amino acids. Lineage: Eukaryota; Metazoa; Chordata; Chondrichthyes; Myliobatiformes; Dasyatidae. Gene Ontology annotation, cellular component: nuclear periphery; preribosome, large subunit precursor; nucleolus. The transcript is spliced from 9 exons. The record is from RefSeq and is a predicted model, not a curated record.
ACUCCGGACAGUAGUUGCUGGGGGACCGGGAAAAGUGCUUCCGCUUUGUUAACGGUGGUGGCAUGGAGCGCGGUGGUACGUCCGAGUCGGAAUCUGAGUCCCUGUCAGACUUGGAGGGGUCGGAUUUGUCCGACUUGGAGCUUCAAGAAGCUUUUUCCAAGGGUUUACUCAAGCCUGGCUUGAAUGUAGUUGAGGAGACAGAGAAGCAAUGUGUCAACAAUGUGGUGGGCUUGAAACAAUGCUUAGAAGACUUCAAGAAAGACCUGAAGUGGGUGGAAAGACUGGACAUGACAAAUGGCCCAGCUGCUGACAUCAUAGCAAAGGCUGAAGGGAAAGCUGUGGGACAGGAAAACUCAAAUAUUGACCCAGAAGAUGACUUUCAGCGUGAAGUGUUCUUUUAUCGACAGGCACAAGCAACUACAUUGAGUGCAUUGCCUCGAUUACAGCGACUGAAAAUUGCAACAAAAAGACCAAGUGACUAUUUUGCUGAGAUGGCCAAGUCAGACCAACAAAUGCAGAAGAUUCGAGAAAAAAUGUUAUCAAAGCAGACAGCAAUGGAGAAGUCUGAAAAGGCGAAGCAGCUCAGAGCAUUACGAAAAUAUGGAAAAAAGGUUCAAGUAGAAGUUAUACAGAAGCGCCAAAAGGAAAAGAAAGCCAUGAUGACUGCAGUGAAAAAGUACCAGAAAGGACUUUCUGAUAAACUAGAUUUCCUUGAGGGUGAUAAGGCUUCUUCAACAUCAAAGAAAGAAGGUGGUGGAGGAUCUGCACAGCAGCAAAGGAAAAUGAAUGCAAAAAGGAAAUAUAAAAAUGAAAAGUUUGGUUUUGGAGGAAGGAAAAAGGGUUUAAAGAGGAACACCAAAGAAAGCUACGAUGAUGUCUCCAGCUUCAAAGCAAAAAUUGCACAUUCAAAAAAUGACCGCUUUGGAAAAGGAGGAAAGAAACAUGCUAAUAAGCGGCCUGGCAAAAGGAAUCGACAGAAGAUGAAAAACAGGUCACGAAAUUAAACUGAAAAUGGAUAUGUUUUCAUGUCUAGUUUUCCCGCAGUGUGGGAUUUAAUGAACUUGGCUUUCCUCAUUUGUAUAUGUACAUUGAUGCUUACCUAAGGACAUUGAUACCAAUAGAAAUGAAUUCUACUUUUGAAUAAAAAAACCUUUGGAUUUGGUUAGAAUCAAGGUCCAGAAAAUGAUUAUUAACUGCAAACCAAAAUAAAUUUAUAAUAACUAUAAAUUGUGAUUUAUAGUUUUUGACUUUUGGCUUAAAGGUAAAUUGCACCAUUUAGUUAUUGCUAGAUAUUUGAUUAAUUUCCAAAAUUUAAUAAAUGAAAGAUUAAUGAUUUACUAAUAUUGGAUCCUGUAUAUAUCUAUAACCAUGGAGCAUUUGAACAAUGGAAAAUUAAAUCAAUUCAGUUUAUCUUGCAUAACAACACAUUUCAACUUUAUUAGAUGUAUUUAAUGACUGCUUUAUGCUUGAAUUGUGAAGCACUGUUACGAUGACAAUUUAUAUUUGGCAAAUUUAAAUCUCUGUCAACACUUUUGUAUAAAAUCAAAAACUAUUCUGGUUGACUGUAAGGUAACUAGAAAAAAUUGCAAUAGUAUUUUUACUCUAUUGCAAUUGAUGCCAUAAUUCCACAAUUUAUGCAUCUAUUAGAUUGAACAAGAACAGUAUCCAUGAUGGUGGUGUCAUCUUGAGGUGACUAUUCAGGUCAUAAGAUAUUAGUGGUUUUAAUUUCUAUUCUCCUCAAGACAGUUAGGAGGAAACUUUUUUCCUAACGAAGUUCUUGACAGAAAGCUCUUUAUGCUAAUUACUAAAAGUUCUGGAAGUGCUAUUAGAAAGGUAAGAAAUUGCCAUGCAGGAAAAAAUAAUAUUGAAACAAUUCUCAUGGCACAGAAGGUAAUACUCCUAAACAGGAGUGAAUGUAAAUUAUGCUUUGCUGUUCUAUUAAUUUUUAGAGGGGUUUUUGUGAUGCUGUGGCAAAAUCAGCUAGCUGGUUAUUAACUUCAUUAAAACUCUCCCAACUGUUAAUCACAUGGGGAAAAUGUCAUGUGUUAAGUCAGUUAAUCUAAAUGGAAAGGAAAUUCGAUUUAGCCAAUGACUUACUGGUAAUUUUAGAGGAUCAUGUCUUUGUGUCAAGUGUGGUGAAUUUGAGAGUUGUGAAAGUACCAAAGUUUAUGUUUGAAUCUGGAUCUCUAAGCAAAGAUGUUUUCCCAAAAAUAAUUUUUCUGAAUUUGCAAAUAUAUACAGUACAGCCCCAUACUCUAGAUGACAUUCCACUUAUGCUCUUUACAUCAGCCUGACACCAAUUUUUUUUUACAUGUGCUCUUAUGCUUAUUCAGACCCCUGUGUGCAGUGGUGAGGGGUCUUAAACUGGUCUUUCCCCUUAGAGCACUUGUGUUACCUACACAGACUGUGUGUGUAAAUUAGCAUGAAGCUCUGGACUUUGAGAUGUGUCAAUCUGUAACAGUGAUCAACUCUUUGGUACUGGAAGAUCAGAGUGGGUCUGAUGGAGUAAAUCCUUCAGAUUUGAGAUGAACCUUGACAAAAACCACUGCAUUUCCUACCAGAUCCUGGAAAGUGAACAUUCCAGUUUGGAUGCAAGUCUCAAUCUCCCACAAGCAAAGUUGACCUGAGUGUACCAUGUGGUGAAAAUACUCUCACAAUGCAUGAAUAAUCUGACAAGCAGAGUCCUACUACCACCAAUCAAACAAGGUUCUGCUGUUUAUUUGCAGUCAGUUUUGACCAUCAUCUUGCAGGAUCAUGAAAACAUUCAGUAUAUUUUAAAAAAAACUCUAUAGUGGCCUUUCAGUAAGGGGAAGGAAGUGUAAUAUGGUCCAACUGACUGGAAAAUUCCAGCCCCAUCCUUAAGAACAGUAGUAGUACUAAAGCAUCCAGUGAUAAUCGGACUUGGAUUACCUAUGAUCUUUAAAUAGUUUGACACAGCCACACGCAAAAGUUGAAGACCAUGUUGAUUGGAUUUCUCAGUCAUUUGCAGGAAUUUUAUUCAUUGCCUCUGUAUAAGCACAAUCUAUCUUCUUUCUCCAAAGAAAAAAAACUGAUUACUGCUGCAGCAUGGCAGCCAGAAAUGGAAGUACAGCUACACAGUUUUUAGAAACAGUGCGAGCAUCUUGUAUCCCAACAUUCAAGAUUGUUUAUUGUCAUCCUACCUGAAUGUAAAAGAGAAUGAAAUGAUUGUUAUUGUGGAUGCAUGCAGCAAUAGAAAACACAGUAAGCAUAAAGAACACAGUAAAAACAUGACCAACUGGGAGGGAGUAUCGUUCCCACAGUACCAUUUUCUGCUUUAUCCUGGCCAAACACUCCAACCUUGUAUAUGCCAUAGUCAUGUUCCUUGGCACUUUAAAUAAUUGGACAGAACAGCAGAAAGAGGUGAAACAGAAAUUAGACCAGAUGGCAUAGAACAUGGCCUUGCUCUUGCUGCCAUUAUCUCUGGAACCAGCGACCAGUUUGCAAUGGCCAUAGUUCCUCAGCAGUUGCAGACCAAUUGUGAAUCUGAUGGAAAGAUAACAACAGGAGUUAACUGCCUGGGUUCAUCACCCCUUUUAUAUUCAAUAUCCUACCUGAGAGUCUAGACAACCAAUAGGACAUUUGAUUUGUUCAGAUUUGAUUGGGAAGCUUUGUUUCCCAUUUAAGUAGAAUUGUGCUCCUGAUGUCUGUGUAGAGCUGUCAUAUUCAAUUAUGAAUUUCUUACUAAGCCCAUUUUGGAAAGCAUAUCCAUUAGUUUCUAGGACAAUAUUCUGUCAAAGAUCCCCUGAUCAAGCUGACCAAGUGUCUACUCCAUUGUCCCACAUGGAAGCAGAUAUUUGAUCCCAGUGAAUCACCAGGGCAGUCUUUGCUUGAGUGGACAGAAUCCUGUGCUUUAUAUCAAGUGAGGUGUGUUUCCAUUGGGUAGGGUUUCCUCCCACUCUGUUUACUACAUGUAGAAAAAGGCGAUGUUGUCGAUUAAAAGCAAAGUAGUGUAUAGUUUAAGCAACACCCAAAAAGCUGGUGGAACACAGCAGGCCAGGCAGCAUUCUGUGUGUGUUGCUUGAAUUUCCAGCAUCUGCAGAUUUUCUCGUAGUGUGUAGUUUAGCAGGUUUGGGCCUUAAACACAUGCCAUGGCUUCCAAGGAUAUUCAUCUGGAAACACACCAACCUAGACAACCUACUGAGUUGCGAGGCAGAUUAUUCCAUUUUUGUUCAACUAAAACCUUGACUCCAAGUAAAGUAAAUUUUGAAAGGCUAUGUUACAAAAUUACCUUGCGCUGUCUGAAGGAUUUCUGUGAAAACCUUUUGGAAGAAGUAAGGUUAUGCCUCAAUUUGUAGUGGGCACAUUUCCUUCUGGAUUUCACUUUCUAAAUGCAUUUGAGAGUGAAGAAUUGUGAUGUUCAUCCUAAUGCAUCUCAGUAUUAGAUUGGGAAAUUAAAGCACUCAUCAAAUUCCCCAGUUUUACUUGUUUCAUGUUCAACUUCCAUUUUCCCCUGUUGGCCUUUUAAUCUUCCUGCAGAUAACUUGAGCCAUCAAUGAUCAGAGAACACUGGUGUGAUAUCAGUGGAUUGAUCCUGAGUGAUUGGAUCUGAAAAGGGUAGUUAGUUUAUCCUGGACUGAACCUGACCAGGUAAUUUUCUGUAGCUUCUGGGUUUGCAGUACAUCCAUGGAGAACAGACUUAGAUUCUCCAGUAGCCUUCUAAGGAAAUGCUCCAACCAAGGCAACAUCCUGGCGAAUCUCUUCUGUACCCUUGUCAGUGCCAUACCUAGUGACCAGAACUGCAGGCAGCUUUCCUGCUGAGGUCCGACCAAGGUUUUAUACUAUCGGCAUUAUCUCCUUUCUAUUGUAGAUUAUUUCCUGACUAAAGGAGGCCAAUAUCCCACAUGUCGUGGAUCUGGGCUACGUUGCACAAGGACACAAGAAAACUGAAGCAGGAGGAAGCCACUUGGCCCCUCAAGCCAGUCCUUCAGUUUGAUAUGAUCAUGACUUACUUGUGCUGGCCUCAGUUCUUCUCUGCUCUAUGCUAAUUCCCCAUAAAGCUCAAUUCCUUGAUCCUUCAAAUAUUGUUCUAUCUUCACCCUCAACAUUUCUAAUGAUCUCACCAACACCACCUUGGAGGGAGAGAUUCACUACCCUCUGUGCACUGAAGAUCCAUGAUAUACACAUUGCAAGAGUGUUUUCCUCCAUGCAAAUCUUCAGUAGAGGAGAGAUUAGUCCUGUCUAUUGGGGUGUCCGGGCACCUGUUACUGCCUCGACACCUUGAAUUCAGUUUGCACACACAAAAUGUUGGAGGAACUCAGUAGUCCAGGCAGCAUCUAUGAAAAAGAAUACAGUCAACGUUUCAUGCUGAGACUCUUCAGUAGGGUCCUACUGAAGGGUCUCAGCCCAAAGCAUCAACUGUAAUCUUCCACAGGUGCUGCCUGGCCUGCUGAGGUCUUCCAGCAUUUUGUUGCUUGGAUUUCCAGCAUCUGCAAAAUUUCUUUUGUUUGUGAUUGAACUCAGAUUCCUUUGAAUCUGUGAGGUUUCCUCUUUCUUCCGUGUCAACCACCCUGUCCUAGGCACUGUUUUGCUGUACAUAUUCUGGUGAUGGCCGUGGGUAAUGUACAUUCCUCUGUGCUGUCAGUGUCUCACACCCUCCUGUUCAUUGAGAUACCUCUCAGCAGGGUAGUGGCAGAGGCUAGAGUUCUGUUUUGGAGUAGCUAUGAUUACUGCUCUUCUUUUGUGUUUCCUUUUAUCUUGCUGUCUAGGGAGGGCAGCAAAUGUGUUUUUGGGAGGCUUUGCAGAAGUAAUCCACAUACCUAUUCAAGUUGUAGCAUUUGACUUUCUGGUCAUUCAGUGUCAGAUGGUACUUCAUCCUGCGUCUUAGAUGAUUACAAAGUUUUGUUUAUGCCUAGAUUUUCAUAGGUUCAAUGCAUUUAUAUUGUCUCUAGUUUACCAUGCCUCAUGAAAAUUGUGAGGUAGAUGAUAUUUCCAUCUUCAUGUGCCCUCAGUUUCAUCUUGAUAAUUAUUUUAUUGUCCCAGAUAUCAUGCAUGUCUUCAAUGCCUGUGGUCUUUUCUGUCCUGUAUUUGUAUCUUCUCAGGAAUGUGAGCAUAAUGACAACUGGGACAAGUAGGCUAAAUUAUAUUAAUUUAAUAGAUUAAGUUAUCUGCAUUUGCUCCUUGGCCCAUUGGAAUGGGAAGACAUAUCCUAGAGUGAGGACCAACGUAGACAUUCUUUUCCUCUCACUUUGGAUCUGGUUCAUCAGCUUCAGAUAUCCUUCAAAUUCCCUAAAAGUAGGUACAACACACACAAAAUGCUGCCUGGCUUGCUAAGUUCCUCUAGCAUUUUGUGUGUGUUGCUCGGAUUUCCAGCACUUGCAGAUUUUCUCUUGCUUGUGCCCUAAAAGUAGAUAUCCACUCUGAGGAAAAUCUUCAGGUUUGGAACACUUUGUCCAAAAACUCCCUCACUAAAAGUUCUUCACUCACGUACCACAUUCUGUUUGGAGUACUUCAUAUGUAGCUACAUGGUGUACCUUAAAGUGAAGUUCUCUGUGUCUUCGUUAAGGACCCUGCAACUUUGCCAGUAUGAGUCAUUGCUAUUUCACAAGUCAGUUCUUGUCAUCUUUCUGGGUAAGCCUGCCAAAGUAUGUUGCACUUGUGCUGUGGACUUGUAGUUACUUGGAGAGAUAAAAGAGCAAGUUUGCUUAUUUUUGUAGAAGUGAUGUGUUGUAAAAGAACAACUGUUCUUUUCUAACCCUAGUAGGUCCUGGUUAGUUAAGUUUAGUCUGAGUAAUGUUUAACUUUGUACCCCAGGCUAUUGUAAUUAUAUAAGAUUGGCAGUUGAAAUCAUUUGGAAGUCUUCAGUGACUUUUAGUUUGAAUUAAAUAUCGGGUGGUAUGAUGGUGUAGUGGUUAGCAUAAUGCUGUCAGAACACCAACAAUCACCAAUCCAGGAUCAGUUCCUGACAUUGGGGGUUCUCCCCAUGACCAGAUGGGUUUCCUUCAAGAGCUCUUGAUUUCCUCUCAAAUUCCAAAGACCUGCGGUCAGGAUUAGAGGGUUGUGGGCAUGCUACGUUGGCACCAGAAGCAUAUUGAUACAUGCAGGCUACCCAGCACAAUCUUCGCUGAGUUGAUUUGAUGCCAACACACAAUUCACUGUAUGCUAAGGAUGUUCCAAUGUACAUGGGACAAGCUUUUUCUUGUGAGAGCUAAGUAAUAUUGAGGAAAUACAUCAAUGCAUCACUGUUACCUCAUGAAUAAAAAUGUUAUAGAGAAAUUUUUAUAUGAAUACAAGUGGUUGGCUCAAAUUGGGUGAUUGUGUUUGAAGAAUAAGCUGACUGAGCAAUAGUUCAAUUGCAGAGCAAAAUGGGACUUGGAAACCCACACACACAUUGAGAUGAGGCUCCACACACAGGAAAUCUCUGCCUCCACCUUCCUCUCUUCUGUAGGUUCAUUAGUAAAACCUUUCUCUUUGAAAUGCUCUUGGCAUUUACUAACUUUUCCUUUAUCUUGCCAUCUACUUUUGUCUGAUUAUUCUUUUGUGUGGAAUCUUCGUAUGUUUUCUUUUUAAAGGAGCAAUACAAAUGCAAUUGGUGCUGUUGAACGAUGUGGAAUGGAAGAGCAAUUCAUCGUUAAUUAGAAAACCAGUGAGAAAAUAGAAAGUUUCAGCAUGAAACAAGCUGGUUACAGAAGCAUAUUGCUAAACAUGUAUCGCAUAGAGAAACCAUAUUUAUGCAAGCUAUCAAAUACUCUCAAAGAUGAACUUGAAUUUUUGGUUAAAUAUAACUAUAGUAUAUUUCUAUGAGUUAUGGAACAGAUUUUCUGUUUUCUUCCCAUGUUUCCCAAGUAGAAGCAUUUGUUUAUGUUGCCAGCUGUACAAAGAAAACAGCCCUUUCAGUUCAAAAUACAUUAUAAACAAUCUUGCACUUAACUUCAGUAAGACCAAGGAAUUGAUUGUGUACUUCAGGAAGGGGUAGGGAAAGGAAUGUGCACCAGUCCUCAUCGAGGGAUCAGAACUGGAAAGGGUGAGCAGUUUCAAGUUCCUGGGUGUCAACAUCUCUGAAAAUCUAUCCUGGGCCCAACAGAGUGAUGCAGGUACAAAGAAGGCAUAACGGUGGCAGUGCUUCACGUGGAGUUUAAGGUAACUUGGUAUGUCACCAAGGACUCUCGCAAAUAUCUACUGUGCAGAGCAUUCCAACUGGUUGCAUCACUGUCCGCUAUGAAAGGGCCACUGCAUAGGAUCGGAAGAAGCUGCAGAGAGUUGUAAACUCAGCCAGAUCCACCACAGACAAAGACUUUCCAGCAUCACGGACACCUUAAAAAGGCAAUGCCUGAAAAAGGUGGCAUCCAUCAUUAAGGACCCCCAUCAGCCAGGACAUGCCCUCUUCUCAUUGCUACCAUCAAGGGGAGGUACAGAAGCCUUAAAACACAUGCUCAACACAUCAGGAGCAGCUUCUUCCUCUCCACCAUCAGAUUUCUGAAUGGACAUAAACACUACCUCACUAUUUUUCCUCUUUUUUGCAGUACUCAGAUAUUGACACCCAGGAACUUGAUAUAGCAUAUUCUCACCACUUCUGAUCCCUCUAUGAGGAUUGGUUUGUGCAUCCUCAUCUUGCCCUUCCUGAAGUUCACAAUCAGCUCUUUGGACUUGCUGACGUUGAGUGCAAGGUUGUUGCUGCGACACCACAAAACUAACUGGUAUAUCUCAAUCAUGUGCACCCUUUCACCACCAUCUGAACUUCUACCAACAAUGGCUGUAUCAUCAGCAAAUAUAUGGAUGGCAUUUGAGCUGUGCCUAGUCACACAACCAUGGACACAACUUACUGAUGCAGUUAUAAAGAAAGGGAUUUGAGGAGAUUUAGUUUGUUAACUAAAACACUCAAAAUCUUCUACAAGUGUACUGUGGAGAGCAUUUUGACUGGCUGCAUCACUGUCCGGUAUUUGGGGGGGGGGGGGUUGCUGCUGCACAAGAUCAAAGUAAGUUGCACAAACUUGUACAAUUACUCAGCUCCAUCAUGGUACUAUCCUCCAUAGAUUCCAAGAGGUCUUCAAAGAGCGGUAUCUAAGGAAGGCAGUAUCCAUCAUUAAUCAUUCCCACCACCCAAAACACACCCUCUUCACGUUGUUACCAUCGGGAAAGAAGUACUGAAGCCGAAGGCACAUACUCAGUGAUUCGGGAACAGAUUCUUGCCCUCAGCCAUUCAAUUUCUAUAUGGACAUUGAACACAUGAACACUACAUCACUACUUCUUUUUAUUUCCUUUUUUUUGCAUUACUUAUUUUAACUUCCCUAUUUAAUAGUCAUUUUUUCUGUAUAUUUAUCAUGUAUUUCAUUCUACUGCUGCUGUAAAGUUAAUAAAUUUCACAACAUGUGCUGGUGAUAAU